This is a messenger RNA of Chara braunii, 755 nucleotides long. Lineage: Eukaryota; Viridiplantae; Streptophyta; Charophyceae; Charales; Characeae. The record is from the annotation of a GenBank genome assembly.
UCGUAGAUCCUUGUUCUUCUUUCAUACGAAGAGAACUGGUGCUCCAUAUAGGGAGUUACUAGCGCGGAUCCAACCCUUGUCCAACAAGUCGUUGAGUUGUGCGCGGAGGACCGCGAGCUCCUCCUCGCUCAUGCGAUAGAUGCAACCUUUUGGCGGCAUGACACCGACCUCAAGAAUUAUCUCGUGAGAGAUUGACCGGUCCGGCAUGACAGCGGAGGAGGAAGAGGAGGAGGAGGAAGAGGAGGAGGAGGAGGAGGAAGAGGAGGAGGAUAAAGACGAGGAGGAAGAGGAGAAGGAGGAGGAGGAGGAGGAGGUGGAAAUGGAGGAGGACGAAGAGGCGAUGGAGGAGGACAAAGAGGAAGAGGAGGACGAGGAGGUGGAAGACGAGGAGGAAGACGAGGAGGAAGAUGAGGAGGAAGAGGAGGGGGCGGACGAGAAAGAGGAGGAAGAGGAGGAGGAGGAGGAGGAGGAAGAGGAGGAGGAAGAGGAAGAGGAGGAGGAGGAUCAGAUCAAGAAAUGACUUGUGAUAUCUCCCUACCCCCCCCCUCCCCCCCCGUCCCCUCUCCCCCUCCCACCCUUCCUAUUACAUUUGAAAUCGAAAUCCCCAAGACUUCCACCCACCGUCCCUCACCUUCCCCCUCUCCUUCUCCCCUUCCCCAUUCAUACCCCAGCUUCUCCCGCACCCCGCCUCACCCUUCUUCUCCCCAGAAGAGUAGAACGGAGCCGAGUCACAAAAAUCAAAGCAAAGAACAAAG